Tyto alba (common barn owl) is the source of this 7947-nucleotide messenger RNA. RefSeq names its product tetratricopeptide repeat domain 7A (gene TTC7A). The transcript is spliced from 21 exons. Bases 191 to 2818 code for a protein of 875 amino acids. Gene Ontology annotation, biological process: phosphatidylinositol phosphate biosynthetic process; protein localization to plasma membrane. Gene Ontology annotation, cellular component: plasma membrane. Gene Ontology annotation, molecular function: protein binding. Lineage: Eukaryota; Metazoa; Chordata; Aves; Strigiformes; Tytonidae. The record is from RefSeq and is a predicted model, not a curated record.
AGCGGCCGCCCGCGCAGGGGGACGCGGCUCCCUGCCUCGGGCGUCGAGGUGGGGGCGGCCGAGGCGGCGCUGCCGUCCCGCCCCGCCCCGUCCCGCGGGGCGCCCGCAGCCGCGGUCCCGCACACGGUCCGGGCGCCGCCACUGGGGACUCCCCGCGGGCGGGGCGGGGCGGGGCGGGCCCGGCGCUAAGAUGGCGGCUAAGGGCUCGCACUCACACGUGAAGCUGGAAGGGGAGAUCGAGCGGUGCCGGGCGGAGGGGCAGUGGGCGCCGCUCCGGCACCUGGCCCAGCAGCUGCUGCCGCCGGCGCGGCCCCCGCGCAAAGCGGCGGCGGCGGGGGGCGCGCAGGACGCGGAGGACUAUGGGAGUAUGCUGCUUGCAGAGGCUCUGCUGGAAGAAUGCUUGAAGGAAAACUUCGCCAAACUGAAGGACUCUGUUCCACUGACAGAAAAGAAUGAGCCAAAACUGGGUGAAGCUAAACGUUAUUUGACCAAUAUCUUAAGCAGAGGAAAACUACGACCUAAGUAUAUGACAGAAGCUAUGCUGAUCCUAGGAAAGCUUCAUUAUGUGGAGGGAUCCUACAGAGAUGCCAUCAGCAUGUAUGCAAAAGCAGGAAUCGAUGACCUCUCAACAAAAGAUGAACCUCUCUAUAUGCUGCGUUUGGUAACUGAAGCCUUCGUUAUUAAAGGUCUGUCACUGGAGCGCUCAACUAACUCAGUUGCCUCACGUGCUCGACUGUGUGAAAGGGAGGAAGAAGUCAUGGCUUGUUUUGAGACAGCGUGUGUCAUUGCCCAGGUGUACUUGCAGGAGCUUGAAAAGACCUUAAACAACACACAUUCAAGGAGUAUCAAGGGCAGCAACGUGACUUACUCUGAGUUUGAACUUUCCUACUUCCUGGAAGCAGCUCUACAGAGUGCCUAUGUGACUCAUUUAAAGAAGGGAAAUAUUGUGAAAGGAAUGAGGAGUCUGCGAGAAAUACUACGGACUGUGGAAACAAAAGCUACUCAGACCUUCAAAAUGACUGCAGCCAAACAGCUAGCCCAAGUACUUCUCCAUUCCCUCAGUGAAGACUGUUACUGGAGCCCUUUAUCUGAUCCACUUCCUGAGUUCAUGAACAAGGAAGAUCAGUCUUAUGUUAGCAAUCUUCUUUGUCGGAGGCCUGAGCUGUACACAGAAGAGAAUGCCUACUGCCCUCAAGACAACGUAGAAGAGGCUCUUCUUCUCCUCUUAAUCAGUGAAUCCAUGCCUUGGCAGCGCUGGCUCUUACAACUGGGGAUUCUGGCUAAUGCAGUCCACCAGACAUACCAGGCAAACCGGGACGCAGUGAUCAGCCGAGCCCCAGACCAGCAGGAUGACCGAGCUGUCAGCCUCCAGGAUGCUUCUGCAGUCUAUGACCUCCUCAGUAUCACGCUGGGCAGAAGAGGGCAGUACGUCAUGCUGUCUGAGUGCUUGGAGAGAGCCAUGAAGUUUGCAUUUGAUGAAUUUCACCUCUGGUACCAGCUUGCCCUGUCCAUGGUGGCUUGUGGAAAGUCAGCAUAUGCUGUGUCAGUACUCAAAGAGUGUGCUAAACUGCGACCUACAGAUCCCACCGUUCCUCUUCUGGCUGCCAAGGUCUGCAUUGGGUCGCUGCACUGGCUGGAAGAAGGAGAACACUUUGCUAAAAUGGUGAUAGACUUGGGUGAGGAUGCUGGAGAGUCCUUAGCAAAGGGUUACCUGGCACUGGGCCUGACAUAUAGUCUUCAAGCUACUGACGCUACUCUGAAGGGCACUCAGGAUGAAUUAAACAAGAAAGCACUUCAGACUUUGGAAAGAGCACGUGACUUGGCCCCGGAAGAUCACCAAAUCAUCCUCUACCUAUCACUGCAGCUGGCUCUUGUCAGACAGAUUUCUGAUGCUAUAGAACAUCUUCAAGAAGCACUGCAACUGUGCAAAGAUGACAUGAAUUCACUUCAUCUACUGGCCCUCCUCUUUUCAGCUCAGAAGCACUAUCAGCAUGCACUGGAUGUUAUCAACAUGGCUGUUGUGGAAUACCCGGAAAGCUUUAGCUUACUUUUCACCAAAGUAAAACUGGAAUGGAUACAUAAAGGACCUGAAGAGGCUCUGGUGACAUGCAGACAUAUGUUGCAGAUCUGGCAGAUGGUAUAUAAUGUUUUACAGCACAGUGGCUCUGAGAAAGGAAGUAGUGUGACUGAAACACCAGUGAUCAAAAAGCAUAACGGACUGCAUCUCAUGCUCCCGGAAGCUCACGAUACCGAUUCUGGAUCACAGCGAGCCUCUUCCCUUGCUGCAUCAAGGCUGGAACAGGCCAUGUCUGAAAUAACUAUGCAGAGCAGCGCAAUGAAGCAAGGACCCAUGCAGCUGUGGACAGCUCUUGAACAAAUCUGGCUACGAGCUGCUGAACUCUUCAUGGAACAACAGCAUCUCAAAGAAGCAGGUUUUUGUAUCCAGGAGGCAGCUAGUCUUUUCCCCACAUCUCAUGCUGUACUGUACAUGCGUGGGAGGCUUGCAGAGAUGAAAGGCAAUUUGGAGGAGGCUAGGCAAUUGUAUGAUGAAGCGCUCACAGUGAAUCCAGCUGGAGUGGAAAUUAUGCACAGCCUGGGCCUGGUGCUGAGCAGGCUUGGGCGGAGGGACCUGGCCCAGAAAGUCCUCAGAGAUGCCAUCCAGAUCCAGACCACCAGUCACAGGGCCUGGAACAGCCUUGGAGAGGUCUUGCAAGCUCAGGGGAAAAACGAAGCAGCCAUCGAAUGCUUCCUCACCGCUCUGGACCUCGAAUCCAGCAGUCCUGUCAUCCCAUUCACUGUCAUACCCAGGGAGCUCUGAAGCCUUGCCCUGCAGCUAAGCCGGUUCAUUCUGUGGACAGACACCAAAAUCAAACAAAUGCAGAAAAAGCCCAACAGAAAAGUGCCAUUGUAACCUGGAGCUGGGCAGAAUAAUUCAAGGACAGGGCUCAGGUCUACAUGCUUACCUGAGACAAGCCUAGCUGUAGAAGAAUUUGCGACAGGCAGAAAUAGAGAAUGCCUUUUUUCUUCACAGGUGCCUGGCUAACCUCCUGUUCAAGUUAAUAUCAAGGCUUAUUUCAGAGUGUUGGUUCAAGGUGACUGUCUAUAGAAAGAUCAUGCUGGAGUACAGCUGUUCAAAGCACUUGCACCUUUCAAUUUUCAUUAAAGAUAAAAACCCCAGGCCCUGAAUUAAAGCCCAGGCCUGCUCUAAACAGGAGUAAAUGUACCAGCUAACUUGACCAAGCAUGUGGCUGCCUCCACACCGAUCUAACAGGAUAGGAAUGACAAUUAAACCGUAUAGACACGCAGUAUAUGCCGUUUACAAAAUUAUUUCAGCUAUUUUAAUAAUCUUUUUUCCUGCCUUGCUCUUAUGUACUGCAUAUGCUCACUAUAUUUAGUGUGGCGCUUGCCUAGAGCAAUGUAAAUUGAAAAUACUUUUUUUUUAAAAAAAAGCUGCUAUUGCAAUAUGAGUCACAAAAGCAGAAAGACCAAAGACGAAAUCAGUUCACAGUUGAACUAGUAUUAAAAACAUAUAUGUAUCUCUAAUUACAUAUUUAUUGAAAGGCCUUACAUGAAGUGGCUAAUUAUACACUCUGAGCUUCAUUCUUAUUAAUCAACUAUUGCAUCACUUUUAGUGAGGAAUAUAGUGAUUACCAGUAUAUAGUGACUGAAUUCUGUGCUCUGUUGCAUUACUGUUCCUAGCACAAAACAUUUUCAUAUCCAUCUUUUCAUGAUGGAAAAGAUGGCAGCAGUCUUUUAAGGGAAAGUAUGCUGAAGGCUGUACAUGUACAUAUGAAUUGCUUCUUUCUUAAAACCAAAUCUUUAGAUUGUCUGUAGAAAUGUCACAUUAGAGGUACGGAGUUGCACCUCCAGCAGCAGAGCGGGAUCAUUUUGCAUAUCGUAUCAGAUGUUAGAACGAAGAGCUCCUAAUCCGCGCAGCCCUGCCCCAACUGGCACGGCGGGGGCAGGGGAGCAGCUGGCACCCCCUGCUAAGCUGCUCCGCUGCUGGGCCUGACCUCCCCGGGGCUCGGCAGCGAGGCAGAGCCCUGCCGCGCCGUCACACAAGAGCCAGCCCCAUCCAGACCAGUCCCAAGAUAAAGGUGCUGCAGAAAUGAGCUCCCGGCACUUUUCUACACAAAAGGUUGGGGCUCUGCACCCGUUUCUGUCCAAAGAAGAUUUGCGACUAUUUCAUAAGUAGGUUUGCACUAAAACACACUUUGUACUAUAAUUCUGCCCGGUAUUGUGAUCCGCAACUAGUUCAUUCCAGAGAUAAUAAUAUCCUCAGGCAAUAAAUGAGUAGGGGUUAUUUCUUAAGGAGCCUGUGGCUCUGGCAGCAGACUUGAAGUCAGUGUUGUUUACAAUUAUUUGGAAACCUGAAGGCUAAUGCAGAGGUGGGCCCCUCACGCUGCUCCCAGGCCACACCACCACUGCCCCCAGCCUCCCCUCGAGGCGCCCGUGCAGAGGGAAGGUGCACUGCCCUCAGCUUUCGCUCAGCAGCCUGUUGCACUCCCAGGCCGAUAGUUUUAUUUUUUCCCAUUAAAUCAUGCUGGUGCAAUAGCCCAGCUUAUUCGUCUGUUCACCGAGGGAUCUGGAGUGAAAGCGGCCCAGCCGUGAAUGGUGUUCAGCCCAUGAGGUCUCUGACUUUCCAGUGCCACACAGGCACCAAACCGGGCUUUUUAGGCCAGAGGCAGGUUUCCAAGGAGACAGUGUUACCCGGCCACAUUUCUUGUUUGCAAUAGCACCAGCAGCAGAGGAAGGAGUAGGUGUUACCAGAAUUAAAUGAGUUUCAUGAAGACAGAAAGACGCAGCCGAGACCCAUUUUGCUGUGAAGGAUGCUAUGAAGUCGGCUUGCUCUGCGCUGCAGGUGGGAAAGAGGGAAGGGGAGGAGGAGAGAUGAUCUUGUUGACAUAAUAUGUAAAUUGUUACCCAGGUGUUUUAAACCCAGUUCCACAGUCAGAUGCAAUCUGACAAUAGACUUAAGUAGAUAGGUAGAUAGAUAGAUAGAUAGAUAGAUAGAUAGAUAGAUAGAUAGAUAGAUAGAUAGAUAGAUAGAUAGAUAGAUAGAUAGAUAGAUAGAUAGAUAGAUAGAUAGAUAUUAUAGUCCAAUAUUUGUUCUGCUCCAUGGUUCCCAGGGUGGGAGCAAGCCUGUGUAAGACAAAAAAAGAGUCAGUCUGGUCUGACAUCACCGCUUGCUUGUGCAACGUAUAUCUGUAAAGCGCUGCCAUAGCAACUUCUGUGUACUGGACAGCUAUUUGAGUACAAGCUAUGCAUCCAUCUCUGCGGCUGAGGAACCACUUUAAGAGGUCUGUAACGUAGCUGUUCUGUGACCUGGCAGGAGGGUGCCUGUUUCCCAGCAGCAGCUGAAAAGCAAACACUCGCAGACCCAUUUAUUUCUGCUUGCAUAGCUUGUAAACAGCCACCAGCCCCUCAUAUUCCUUGCCAUCAAGCAAACUUCAUCUUGGCGAUAAUCAGGCAGUGCCACAGCAGUCAUCUUCCUAGGAGAGGUGCAGACCUGUACGAAGUACUUUGACUGCAUCAACCAGUCAAGUGUUGCCAGGGUGGUCUUGUGUUUGACGUGUCCACUAACGAGCAUUACUGGCAUUGGAAUUGCAGUCCCAAGAGCUUCUGCUCCAGGUGUGGCAAGGAAGAUGUACAUGAGUAAAUGCCACCAGCAUCAGUAGGAAUUCCGUGGGUAAGGUACCCUCUACCAGCACAGCACACCACAGUCCCUGCAGCAAGUUGCGGAUGAAGUACUUCACAUGCAUACUGGACUCAAUCCUGAGAUUUGCUGCAUGCUUCCUAGAGGAUACGAAGCCCCUGUUGGCUGGAGGGGUGUUUUAUGGGCCUGAAAUGCUCUGUACAACGCAGGAAAGAGGGCAGUUGUUGCAGACCAGCAAGUAUUUUGGGGGUAAAUCCUCUAGCUACAUUUGUCAUUAGUGUUCACCAGAACAGAAGCCUUCCCAAGCUCACCUGCUACCUCUGUUCUUCAGCAUGGAUUUUUUUCAUACUUCCAGGUACAGAAAAACAAAGACAACUGCUUCAGACAAGCCUAUGUAUUGUAGUCUUUAUAUUAAUAGCAACAUUGAUAAAUAAUAGAUCUACUUUCCUGAGCUCAGUAAUACUUUUUUGUAUAGCAGGGAGCCUGGCAUGCUUAAUACUCAGGGUUUGAGACUAAGAACAUAAGAUUUACAUCCCAUCCCUCAUAUGAUUAUUACAGAUGAUCAUCAGUAAUGGAAGUUUGGGGGAACAAUAAGUGAAAUACCAAUUCUGCAAGUUUUAGCACUGACUUUGAGUCCCACAGUUUUCUCAUUAGUUUAGAAAGAGGAAGAGAAAAAAGGCAUCGUUGCCUAAGGGAUCCAGGUAUACACCCAGGUUCCUCUCAUUCCAGCACAAGGCUGUUUUCCUUUGUGCUGGCAGGGUGCAUACAAAAGAAAAAUAAUUGGCUUCUAUUUUUCUGUUGCGCAGUAAAGGGGUAGUAUUUGCCAUUGCCCUUGACCUAGCAAGAAGGUUUGUAUAUUGUAACAAAAAUGAUUCUGCCUCCAGGGUAAGAGAAGGAGAAGCCCAACAGGCCAGGGAACAACUCCCCUCCCUGCCUUACCCCGUGUAAUCCGUCAUUAGCUCCACGGGAGUUGUUGGUAGUUACGAGCGUUUCCUCCAGCUGAGGAUCUGCCCACCGGUGUGCUCGUUCUGCUCAGGGAGUACAAGGGAGCUGCCGUAUUCCUGCGCUGCACAAGUACGCCAGUCCGUUUCUAUUGGUAACAGUUCAUGCUACUGAUUAUCACAAUGCUUCAGAAGUGCUAAUUAUCUUUUCUUAGUAAUGACUAAUAAAUCCAAAUGGAGAACAGUCCUGGAGGGUGUUAGGGUGUUUACUUUAAAAUUCACUGGCUGGGCACCAAAGUAGGCACAGAACUGACUGCUGCAGUUUGAAUUACAGUUAUUUUAUCCAGAAAAAUGUUCCAUUUUCAGAGAGUCUUGGUGAAGGCAGAGUUUGGUUAGUUUAUAUUUUGUUUUAAUGACAGCGGAGUGGGAAACUAUCCUUUUUCAUGAAAAGACUAUCACUGCCACGAUCCUUUUUCAGCCAAACCAACAGAGAUUUGAUAGUUGCAAUUCAGCCUAGGUGAGGAAGGCUUCCCAGAGCAACUGCGCCGCAGCGAUAAUUGCCUCUGACGGCACUGUGUUAGGGGCACAUUUGACAAUUAUGCAGUGAGCGUGUGUAGCUGAGAUGUCUCUCCCUCCCGCAGCAAGUCACGUAUUUGGCUAAGGAGAGCUGCUUUAUGCCCAAAGGGACGACUGCGGUGCCCGCCUGGGUGCCUGCUCCCACCUGCGGGGUGGCUGCUGCCACCAGCCGCACGGGCUGGGUCGCCAGCACCCCCUUGCUGGCUGGUUCAACCAACCCUCUGGCUGUUCCCUAAGCCUGGCUCCGGGCGAUGGUCUCCCAGCUGUUUGGUGCUGCAGGGUAUCAGUGCACGGUCAGACAAAGGGUUGGGUUUUUAGACGGGAGAAGCUGAAACGCCCAUCAGUUCGGUGAAGUUGGCAGGAGGAGAGGUAACCACUAACCCCUCAGCUGCCCAGAUGGUUCCUUCGACUUUGCCUUUAAUGACCUGGCUCACGCUUUCCACCCCAGCAAACCAAGUCAGGCUCCCAAGUAAGCGGAUGCUGAAAGAUCCAGUUCGUUUCCCCACAGAAACACAUGCCAGUCCGUAGCUAAAACCACUUGAUAGGGGCACGACGCCGCACGGUUGCGGAGCAGCCGGUGAUGGUACGAGUAAGGCCCUCCCGAGCCGGUGCACAGAGGGGUGGUCAGCUUCCACACGUACGGGCGGUUCCUACCCACCUCUUGAACGCUGUUAGCGCGGUUGUUGAAAUCAGUUUUCCAUGUAACUUUUUUUUUUCCUCAUUGUAAGAUGUUUUCACCAGAUGAAUAAAAUUGACCCUGUGGAAAACAAAAAA